Thlaspi arvense is the source of this 285-nucleotide messenger RNA. The record is from the annotation of a GenBank genome assembly. Lineage: Eukaryota; Viridiplantae; Streptophyta; Magnoliopsida; Brassicales; Brassicaceae.
AUGGAGCUUAUAAGCUGCUUUAAGCUUCUGGAAGGAGAGCUUGGAGAAAAGCCAUACUUUGGAGGAAAGAGCUUUGGGCUUGUGGAUUUAGCCCUCAUCCCAUCUUACUUCUGGUCCCUUUGGUCUCAGGAGUGUGGGAUAAACAUUGCAGGGGAGUUUUCAAAGAUUUUUGCUUGGGCCGAGAGGUGCAGGGAUAGAGAGAGCGUGGCCAAAUCUGUCCCUCACCGGCACAGGGUCUACGCUUUCCUUGUGGAGCUCAGGAAGAAGCUUUCUGCUGUUCACUGA